Pipistrellus kuhlii (Kuhl's pipistrelle) is the source of this 2011-nucleotide messenger RNA. It is a transcript of the gene HAPLN2, whose product is annotated as hyaluronan and proteoglycan link protein 2. Bases 226 to 1458 code for a protein of 410 amino acids. Lineage: Eukaryota; Metazoa; Chordata; Mammalia; Chiroptera; Vespertilionidae. Gene Ontology annotation, molecular function: hyaluronic acid binding. Gene Ontology annotation, biological process: cell adhesion. The transcript has 6 exons. The record is from RefSeq and is a predicted model, not a curated record.
AUGGGGUGGGGACAGAGAAGGACAGGACAGACAGAUUGACAGAUGGGCUGGACAGAAGGGGUCAGGUUUCUCGAAGCAGCUGGUUCCCACCUUGAGAGCCUCUUCCCGGAGGCGAUGCGCACCCAGGCACCGGAGGGCAGAGGACAAAAAGCUGCCUAUCCCAGCUCCCUCCAUCUCUGCGAAGGGACCAGCUUGUAACAGACCCAGCUAGGCUGACUCCCCAUCAUGCACCGCUGGCUCAGUCUCCCCACACUCUGUCACUUCCUCCUCCUGGGGGCCUUCGCCACCUCCCACAAAGCCCUCGGCGACCCAGGUAAGAUCUCAGCUCCCGCCCGGAAUCUGUGGGAGAGAAGCGCCCGGUGUGGGGAAAGUGGGGAAGGCACUGUUGGAGGUGCCCAAGGAGUGAGAGUGAUUGCUGAGUGGGCAGAGGAGAGAAUGGGGCAGGCCGGGGAACAGGGUCUGGAUGGGCACUUGGCACAGUGGGGGUCAGGGGGUUCCUGCCACUGUGGCCCCCUCUGCUCAGCAUCCUACCGGGGCCCCCACUACCUCCUGCCCCCCAUCCACGAGGUCAUUCACUCUCGUCGUGGCGCCACGACCACGCUGCCCUGCAUCCUGGGCACCCUGCCUCCCAGCUACAAGGUGCGCUGGAGCAAAGUGGAGCCCGGGGAGCUCCGGCAAACCUCCAUCCUCAUCACCAACGGACUGCACGCCCGGAGCUACGGGGCUCUGGAGGGCCGAGCCAGGAUGCGGAGGGGGCAUCGGCUAGACGCCUCCCUGGUCAUUGCGGGCGUGCGCCUGGAGGACGAGGGCCGCUACCGCUGUGAGCUCAUCAACGGCAUCGAGGACGAGAGCGUGGCGCUGACUCUGCGCCUGGAGGGUGUGGUGUUUCCGUACCAGCCCAGCCGGGGCAGGUACCAGUUCAAUUACUACGAGGCGAAGCAGGCAUGCGAGGAGCAGGACGGGCGCCUGGCCACCUACGCCCAGCUGUACCAGGCGUGGACCGAGGGGCUGGACUGGUGCAACGCGGGCUGGCUGCUCGAGGGGUCCGUGCACUACCCUGUGCUUACCGUGCGUGCUCAGUGCGGCGGCCACGGUCGGCCUGGGAUCCGCAGCUACGGGACCCGCGACCGGAAGCGCGACCGCUACGACGCCUUCUGCUUCACCUCCACGCAGGCAGGCCGCGUGUUCUUCGUGCCCGGGCGGCUGACCCUGUCUGAGGCCCAGGCGGCCUGCCGGCGGCGCGGGGCCGAGCUGGCGAAGGUCGGGCACCUGUACGCGGCCUGGAAGUUCUCGGGGCUGGACCAGUGCGACGGCGGCUGGCUGGCGGACGGCAGCGUGCGCUUCCCCAUCGCCGCGCCGCGGCCGCGCUGCGGGGGCCUCCCCGACCCCGGCGUGCGCAGCUUCGGCUUCCCGCAGCCCCAGCAGGCCAGCUACGGGACCUACUGCUACUCCGAGUAGGGGACCCUCUGCUCAGCAUCCGGGGCCCCUUCCGCACGCGCGACAACGCCUGCGAGUCCUGCGGGGGCUCCUGCUGCCCUUUCCCUCCAGCCUCUCCUCCCGCCAGAUGAAGAGCAGCCCCUCCGGACCCGCCUCCCGGGACUCCUGCGGGUCGGGUGUCGGGAGGGAGGUGGUGGCGUCUCGGUGGCGGGGUGUAGCUGCGACUGGACCUGCGGAUCAAGGCCCCGUGGCGGUUCACGUGCCCCCAGCAGACUACGCAGCCACUGCCUGGGGGUGGGAAGGGCGCCCAGGGGACAUGAACUGACCUCUGUAUACAGCAAUAACACAACUGGAAGUUUUUGUGUUGGACGAAGCUGGAGGGGGAUGAACUCAUAAAGCGUGCAGACUGCGCCUAUGGAGGGCUACUGCCGCUUAGGAGGAGCCUGCAGGAGGGGAUGGCGAGGAGAGCCCCAAACAGCUGACACUCCGUGAGCUUACCGAGCUCGGUACAGACGCGGAGGACCCAGGGUGUUUCGCCAAGCACCGCCAGGGAGCGCCACAAACUCACCUAAGA